CCCACACGGCUUUUAGAGCUCGAAAACGAGAAGGCAUGUUUGAUUUUAUCACUCAGGGAUGAACCUUCAGGCCAUUACGCUGCUCUGAGCUACUGUUGGGGCCCGAACCCCAGCUUCAUUCAUUUGACAGCCGAUAAUCUUCAAGAGUUCCAGCUUGGACUGCCGUACUCUGACCUUCCCAUAGCUUUCCAAGAGGCUAUGUGCAUGAUAAGAGGAUUAGGCAUUCGCUACCUCUGGAUUGACGCCCUUUGCAUCAUACAGUCUGGUCUGGGCAGUAGCGAGGAUUGGCAAUCAGAGUGUGGGCGGAUGCAAGAGAUUUACUCAUACUGCUUCAUUAAUCUGUCC
This is a messenger RNA of Alternaria rosae, 345 nucleotides long. RefSeq names its product heterokaryon incompatibility protein-domain-containing protein. The transcript has a single exon. NCBI's taxonomy places the organism in Eukaryota, Fungi, Ascomycota, Dothideomycetes, Pleosporales, Pleosporaceae. The annotation marks the transcript as partial. The record is from RefSeq and is a predicted model, not a curated record.